Messenger RNA from Penicillium angulare, 1065 nucleotides. Its product is annotated as homocysteine S-methyltransferase family protein. Gene Ontology annotation, molecular function: S-adenosylmethionine-homocysteine S-methyltransferase activity. Bases 1 to 1065 code for a protein of 354 amino acids. Lineage: Eukaryota; Fungi; Ascomycota; Eurotiomycetes; Eurotiales; Aspergillaceae. The record is from RefSeq and is a predicted model, not a curated record. Gene Ontology annotation, biological process: S-methylmethionine cycle. The transcript has a single exon.
AUGCCCUCAAUCCAAAUCCUAGACGGAGGCCUAGGCACAUCCCUACAAGACCAAUAUGGCCUGAAAUUCGACAGCAAAACCACGCCUCUCUGGUCCUCUGACCUCCUAGUCUCAGACCCAACCACAUUAGAAGCGUGUCAACGGGACUUUUGCGAUGCAGGCACAGACAUCCUUCUCACAGCAACCUACCAAGUUUCACCAGAAGGAUUCCUACGUACCAAGACAUCUGAAUAUCCAAAUGGGAUUCCAGAGAACGCAAUUGGUGGCUAUCUCACCACGGCGCUGGAUGUAGCUGAGCGCGCGAGUGUGCGUUCAUCUGCUAAAAUAGCACUUAGUCUUGGUCCGUAUGGUGCGUGCAUGAUUCCAGGCCAGGAGUACACUGGUGCUUAUGAUGAAGAGCAUAAUAAUGAAGAGGCGCUCUACAAGUGGCAUUUACAGAGGUUAAGACUUGUACAGGCUGCAGAAGGAGAUUUGGUUUCGAGACUUGGGUAUGUUGCUUUUGAGACGUUGCCGAUGCUUGAUGAGGUGCGUGCUGUGCGGAGGGCGAUUGGGGAUUCCGGGAUUCGGGUCCCGUUUUGGAUUGCGUGUGUUUUUCCGGGUGAUGAUGAGAGAUUACCGGAUGGGAGUAGCGUGGGGGAUGUUGUUGAUGCUGCUUUUGGUGGAGAUGGACCUUUGCCUUGGGGGAUUGGGAUUAAUUGUACGAAGAUUCAUAAACUUCCUGGUCUUGUGGAGAGAUUUGGGGAUUGUGUUUCUGCUGUUUCGGGGGAGAAUGUGCCGAGUUUGAUUUUGUAUCCAGAUGGUACGAAUGGGGAGGUUUAUAAUACUACUACGCAGGUUUGGGAGAAGCCUGAUGAUUUGAGUGGUGGAGAGAGGGAUACUGUGAGUUUUCUUGGCUUUCCUUUCUUGGCUGUGCGAUUUGCUAAUGGGAUGAAGCGACCGUGGGAGGUGCAACUUGCGCAGGUGGUUAAGGAUGCCCAGACGAAGGGUAUUUUCAAAUCUUUUGUGGUUGGUGGCUGUUGCAAGGCUUCUCAUCAUGAUAUCAAAAAGCUUCAUGAUCAGUUUUAG